Molecule: messenger RNA, 1357 nt
Organism: [Torrubiella] hemipterigena
Lineage: Eukaryota; Fungi; Ascomycota; Sordariomycetes; Hypocreales; Clavicipitaceae
Source: the annotation of a GenBank genome assembly
CGGCAAGUGCCCCAGACUCGGCAAAGACAUCUUCCGCGCAUGUCUUGAAUCAAAUGCCGACUGGCAGUCCGAAUGCUGCAUCUUCCAAAAUCAACUGCGGCAUGCUUUCCGCACUAUGUAAAGGGGAAUAUCCCCAGUCGAUGUUUCCGACGAUAAUUCCGAUUGGAGGAUGCGGGUGGCUUGCACGCCACUCGGGGUUCCGUGCGCGUAUGCCCUCUAGGUUAGCAUCACCAUCAAUGUUCCCCCGCACUUUGUACGGAGCCAUGCGACUUUAGCAGCAUUAAAAAAAUCUCUUAAUAUGUUGGAAAUAGCUUGUACUGGAACGCCUUAUGAAAUUGGCCUUCACUAUGGCUCGCAGGCAGCUAAACUCAUCAAAGGCAGCGUCGAAUUUUACGAUGAUUAUAUAUUCCGCAGCACAAAACUGAACUGGAGCAAAGUUGUUGAGAUAGCUAACAAAAUUUUGCCCUUCUUGGAAAAGCAUGCGCCACAUCUUAUUGAGGAAUUGAAGGGGAUAUCAGAGGGAUCCGGGGUUCCCUUUGGCUCCAUUUUGGCACUCAACACACGAACUGAGGUAUCUAUGGGCAUGCUGGCCGAUGGCUGCACAACUUUGGCUUUUAAGACAGCCGACGUCUCUGUGGCCGGCCAGAAUUGGGAUUGGGAAUGUGCACAAAAGGCACGACUAGUCUUGCUUCACAUUAAAUCAGCCGCGGAUACACCACAGAAGCCAAAUAUUAGUGUUGUCACAGAAGCCGGCCUCCUUGCGAAAUCCGGCAUCAACUCGGCUGGCGUAGCUGUUUUUAUCAAUGCCAUAUGGGCUCGCGGGGUGAACUUUGAGGCGCUACCUGUUCAUUUUGCUUUGAGACUCGUCCUGGAAAGCACAGAUCGUGCCCAAGCUGUCUCAACUCUGAAGUCCCUCGGUUUGGGUACAGCUGUGCACGUCAUGGUGGCGGACGCUACUGGGGCAACCUCGAUCGAAGGUAGCCAUCUCGACACAGUGCUUCUUGAGAUGGUAGACGGCCGGAUUGCACAUACCAACCACUUUCUUACAGAACAUGCAGAUGGUGUCGUUGGGGUGCAUCUUUUUGCAGAUACUACGCAAAGAAUGGAGCGGGUUACCAAACUUCUGAGGGCGGCACAGGCUCCAGCAGGCUCUGACACGGGCGUUUCAAUUAUCGAACACAUAUUGGAGGAUGACCAAGGCUUCCCAACUAGCAUUAACAGAAAGGCUACUGGAAAAGAAACCAGCGAGACCUUGUUCAGCAUUGUUGCUGAUUUGAGAGCCGGAACGGCGCGUGUCAGACUAGGAAGACCAUCUGAAAACGAAGGCAUCUGGAACUUGCAGCCAGCGAAGUUGUAA